Molecule: messenger RNA, 2334 nt
Organism: Symbiodinium natans
Lineage: Eukaryota; Dinophyceae; Suessiales; Symbiodiniaceae
Source: the annotation of a GenBank genome assembly
AUGGUCUACAAGUUCGGGUUCACACAUUGUCCCUCCACUCGUUUUUUCAAUCGACGGUUCGGAUAUGUCACUGACCGGCACCAGAAGUGGCAACGCAUGGUGGUGGUUUACGCUUCAUGCGAACAUGUUGGCCCGUCUUUUGUGGAAGCUGCCAUGAUACAACGUUACAAAGGUGAGCCAGGAUGCCGCAAUGAGCGUGAUGGCGGAGAGACGGUGCACGCCUGCCUGGGCGGGCCAUAUUUUACUUACUUCGUAUACCAAUCGUUCCAAGAGAGCCUGGAUUCGGCCAGAGAGAUGGUGAAGAAGCCGCGGCUUGCCUCGUGCGCUGAGCUUAUUGCCCUGGACUCCCGCAUCAGGCUUCUCGGCUUGUCCUUCCAGAUCGACGAGGCAAGCGGCCACGAGAAGAAAAGCCAGAGCUCGACGAGGAGGCCUCUUGCUGAGUAUCCCAACAGCUGCCACAACUACCCCGAUGUCAACAACCAGAAUCUGUUACCGACGGCUGUUGUGCUUCAGCUAGAUACUGCUUUAUCUGUGCAAUCUGCAAGUGACGACGACAAGUGUGUCUCAGAUGCUGCCGUGAGAUUGGCGUGGAGCUAUGCCAAAGGAGCUUCGUGCGUGGACAUCAUCAAGCAGGCCACGUCAACGGUGGAUUAUGACAUGCGUGAAAAGUCUGAACACAUCGUGGCCCGGGCCUUUGCAAAGCAUGGGCUGCGAUUCAAAGUCGAGUUGGCUUUUGGGCACGUGGGGCGGCAACGGGACUUCCCGUACAUUCCUGUGUCUGAGUGGAUCCGCUGCUUGGACAAAGCCGGGCAGCUGGACAGACUGGUUGGUUGCAAAGGUGAUUUUUCAUCGUCCCUGCGACAAUAUUGGGACAGGUUCGAGAAGGCACAUCCGAGCCACCAAGUGUUUGAACUGGCGAAGGCUGGCCUGGUGAGUCUUCACCAGGCCGUGCCGGUUUAUCUGCACGGGGAUGAAGGCACGACGCUGAAGAAAGACGGGGCACUAGUGAUAUCUUUCCAAUCGCCGUUGGGCAAAGGAACUUCAAGCAGCAAGAUGGGUGACCUCGAGGGCGGCCCACACCACUUGAACUUUCUCGGCCACGCUUUUGAAACUAGGUUCUUGAUCAUUGCGGCCCUCAAGGAAGAUUAUCGCGACAGCCAGCACACCUACAACCAAGUCCUGGAGCUGGCAGUUCGAUCCUUGGACAAAGCGAGCCGCGAUGGGGUUACUCUUCAGAAUGGGCAGCGUCUGCACCCGAUUCCCAUUGGUCAGAAAGGAGACUGGUCGUAUCUGGCGACCUCUGCUGGGAUGGAGCGCAGUUACAAAAAUGGGCCCAAGGCUGCAAACAGCAAGAAGCCCUGCACGGGCAUUUGCCACCUCUGCCUUGCGGGGAGACCUAACCUCGACUUCGAGAACGUGUCAGCCGAUGCUGCCUACGCCAAGACUUUUGGUGCCGAGCCUCCUUGGGUCGAGGAGCCCAUCUUUACCAAGGUUCUACUGCACGAACCAGACAAGAAGGAGACGUUCCACAAAGUGGAUGUUUUUCACACUAUCAACCUUGGGAUUGGCAAACCUUUCUGCGCGAGCGCACUCGUCAUCUUGCUUCGAUAUUGCCAGGGCGACUCUAUCGAUGCAAAGUUUGAGGAGCUGACAGGCUUUUAUCUGGAGUACUGCAAGGAUACUUGCCUUAUCUCGUCAGUCUCUGUUUGGCUAUACUUGCGAUUUCACGGGGAGAAUCGCAAGACAAACUAUAUCCAGAAGCUGACCCGCGAUACAAUGGGCUGGGGGAGCUCGACGCAGGAUGCAUCUGGCAGUUGGAACAAGGGAUCUCUCACCACGUCUUUGUGUCAGUUUAUCGAACACUUCUGCAAGUUCCACUCUCUGGAAGAGAGCGAGGAUGAGAGGGAUCGGCUCAUUGACCUUUGGCGUGCUUCCUCCAGCCGCGCUUUGAACUUCUGGAUGCGGUCGCUCUACGCUGCCGAUGUGUGGAUCCAUCCAGCCGAAGCUGAGCGUAUCAACGCUGCAGGCUGGCACUUCCUGGGCGCUUACAGCCGCUUGGCUGGGCUGUCGCUUGCUGCAGCAGAACUACGUUUCGCGAUGCUCCCAAAAAUCCACAUGCUGUGGCACGUGGUAUACGCGAUGGCGGUGCAAACGGCAGCUGGCCAAUAUGUAGAGAACGCGAUGGUGGAAGCGUGCCCAGUUGACGAGGAUUUUAUAGGCCGAUUUUGUGCCUUGACAAGGUCAGUUUCACCUCGGCUUCGGAUUCAACGUGCCCUCGAGAGGUAUCUCACACAUGUGCAGCUACUGUUUAUGCGUGCCGCCGAACGAGAGUGA